CACAUCGUGGACACCAUCAGAGGAUCUACUGCCAGAGUGGUUGUAGCAUUUGUAGGAUUCGCGGGUCAUUCAGGGGCCCUGAUGGAAGAGGUUGUCCGUCAGAACAUUACAGAUAAGCAGUGGAUUGCCUCAGAGGCCUGGGUCACCUACUCUGCUCUCGCCACCCCAAAAAACCUACCUUCUCUUGCCGGGACAAUCGGUUUUGCCCUGAAGAAAGCCAACAUUCCCGGCCUGGGGCCUUUCCUAACACGCCUCCAUCCAAAUGGGGACUACCAGAAGUCCGACCCAUUCCUGAGAGAAUUGUGGGAGGAGAUGUUUGGGUGUUCUCUGGGGGUUGACCUCAGCAUGACCCAGUCGUCCAGGCGACAGUGUACUGGGUCAGAGGUCAUAGGUGAGGGGGAGAGCCAGUAUGCUGACGUGUCUCAGCUGAGAGCCAGCUAUAAUGUGUACAAGGCUGUGUACGCCAUCGCCUACGCCAUACAGGAUAUGGUGGCCUGUAGACCAGGGGACAGAGUCUUUAAUGGUGGACAGUGCCCUGAUAUCAGGAAGCUUCAGCCCAGCCAGAUUGUUCAUUAUCUGAGGGGAGUGAACUUCAGUACUCCUGUGGGGGAAUCUUUCCACUUCGACAUGAAUGGAGAUCCGCCUGCCUCUUAUGACAUCAUCAACUGGCAUGUGACCCCCGAGGGGACGGCAGAGUUUGUCCAGGUCGGACAUUUUCUGUCCUCUGAGGGAUCGGACGACCAGUUUCACAUGGACAUGGAUAAAGUGGUGUGGGGUGGGGGCAGCGGAGAGGAGGUCCCUGUGUCUGUAUGCAGUGCUGACUGUCCCCCUGGUACCAGGCAUGCAGUACAGAAGGGGAGGCCUGUGUGCUGCUUUGACUGCCUGUCCUGUGCUGAGGGAGAGAUCAGCAACACAACAGGGUCAGAUGAGUGUAUUAGGUGUCCAGAGCGGUUCUGGUCCAACCCUGAUCGUACGGCCUGCAUCCCCCAGCUGGUGGACUUCCUCUCCUACAGCGACACCAUGGGUGUCAUCCUGUCUGUCAUCUCAGUUUCCGGGGCAACACUCACAGCAGGUGCCUUGGCCACCUUCCUCUACCAUCGUCACACGGCCCUGGUGAAAGCCAACAACUCUGAGCUCAGCUUCCUGCUACUGCUGUCGCUCAAGCUCUGCUUCCUGUGUGCGCUGGUUUUCAUUGGCCGGCCGAAGCUGUGGACGUGCAUGCUGAGACACACCCUGUUUGGUAUAAGCUUUGUGUUCUGCAUCUCCUGUCUGCUCAGCAGGACUGUGGUGGUGCUGGUGGCCUUCAGGGCCACUCUGCCUGGAGAGAACCUGAUGAGAUACUUCAGCCCCACCCAGCAGAGGAUGGGUAUCUCACUCUGCACACUCAUCCAGGUGCUGAUCUGUGUACUGUGGUUGGCCCUAGCUCCACCCCGACCUGCUGAGAGGAGGGACAGAGAGGGUCGGGGGCCGAGGGUGGUCCUGGAGUGUGAGGUGGGCUCUGUGGUCGGUUUCUCUCUGGUGCUGGGCUACAUCGGCCUGCUGGCCUCUCUCUGUCUCCUCUUAGCCUUCCUGGCCAGGAAACUCCCAGACAACUUCAACGAGGCCAAGCUCAUCACCUUCAGCAUGCUGAUCUUCUGUGCUGUGUGGGUGGCCUUCAUCCCUGCCUACGUCAGCUCUCCUGGGAAGUACACAGUAGCUGUAGAGAUCUUUGCCAUCCUGGCCUCCAGCUUUGGGCUGCUGUUCUGUCUGUUUGCUCCAAAAUGUUUCAUCAUCCUUCUGAGACCAGAGAGAAACACCAAGAAACACAUGAUGUCCAAAUAGAAACCACCAAGAAACAUGAUGUCCAAUUAGAAACCACCAAGAAACACAUGAUGUCCAAUUAGAAACCACCAAGAAACGCAUGAUG
Salmo salar (Atlantic salmon) is the source of this 1906-nucleotide messenger RNA. The record is from RefSeq and is a predicted model, not a curated record. NCBI's taxonomy places the organism in Eukaryota, Metazoa, Chordata, Actinopteri, Salmoniformes, Salmonidae.